Messenger RNA from Emiliania huxleyi CCMP1516, 2232 nucleotides. RefSeq lists its product as hypothetical. NCBI's taxonomy places the organism in Eukaryota, Haptophyta, Isochrysidales, Noelaerhabdaceae. The coding region runs from base 1 to 2232 and encodes 743 amino acids. The transcript is spliced from 5 exons. Gene Ontology annotation, molecular function: oxidoreductase activity. The record is from RefSeq and is a predicted model, not a curated record.
AUGAAUGAACUCGGGGGCACGGGACGCGGCACAAACGGGGCACAAACGCCAGGCUACAAAGACGGGGCGGAGGCACGUAGUGACGCAAGGGAGUCUAGGCGACGGCCCUCUCAUUUGGCCGAUCUCGAUGAGCUUUUCUGCCCGCCGUGGGCCAACAAGAUUGUCAACGAAACGAUCAUCAGGAGUAACAUCUUCACGAUGGCACGCGGCACGGUCAUAACCAUCCUCAUGGCCGCUGUUGGUGCAAACGGGUUCGCAUCAAGUCCUACAAAGACCCUCGAUGUCGCGAUCAUUGGCGCAGGCACCGCAGGCACAUACACUGGAUGGCGCCUGCUAGAGGCGGGCCACCAUGGGCCUGAGGAUGUCCAGAUCUUUGAGCGUGUCAACCACGUUGGCGGCCGGUUUUUCUCGCCGGUCAUCGGUUGCGAUGAGGACACUGAGCGUUCACCACGCACUGAGCUGGGCGGAAUGCGGAUCCGCAACACCGACGCCAUGAUGCUCGGCGUCUGUCGCACUCUCAACAUUGAGACUGGCCCGUUCAACAUGAACAAGAACGUGCCGAAUCCGCCUGCGACUCAGGCUGAGCCCUUCAACCAGGCCGCGUACAACGAGCAGUGCGAGGGCAAGAUCCCUGGGUGCGCUGGCGACGAACCCACCGCGCCCAUCUUCCUCGGCGGGCUAUUCAGUGACCGCGAAACUGUGGAGGCGCAGCUCUUGGAGAAACAGACCUACGCCCCGCCGACAGACAACACCGAGAUGUCGAUGUUUGGCAAGGUUCCCUACGUCAUCGACGAGUGGCCCCCGCCUCACGUCGUCGCAAGCCGCAUUGAGGCCAACCAUGCGACAGGCACUGGCAACCCUUGCAACAUAAGCAACGCGCACCACAUCAUGGAGGGGCCGACACACUCCGGGAUCGGGUACGGUGGCAAGAAAGUGUUCGAAACCUCCACCUGGGACGCCCUUGCCACGGGACAGGGCGUCGAUACGAAAGCUGUCGGCACGAACGAGUUCCAUCUCAUUGACUACCUCUCAGGCUACCAGGGCUACCUCGGAUCCAAAUCCGCCGUCAACGUCGGUGUCAACGACGCCACCUUCGCCCCGUCGGCCGAGGUCGUGGCGCCCCUCGAGCGCCCUACACAGAGUUAUACGCGCCCGCUACGAGGCAUGCAGGAGAUCCCGCUCGCCAUGGGCCGUGCGUUCUCGGAGCUCGGCGGCACAAUCCAGCUCAAUCAUCAGCUACUUCGUGUCGAGAAGAGAGACACCGACUACUGGUUAACCUUCCGCAAGACGUGGACCUCCCCGUGCUCGGACGUGACGACCUUUGAGGGCCCUGGCGGGGGGGAGCUCAUCACUGUGGCAGCAAAGCGGGUUGUCGUUGCGCUGCCUAAGUCUGCACUCAAGCGCGUCCAGUUUGUCGACUCCUCUGGCCGACUGCAGGAUCGGGUAGACGCUCUGUGCAACGCCAUUGCGUCCGCUCCCGCGAUGAAGUACUUUGCAUCGUAUGCAUCGCGCUGGUGGGAGACCUUCGCGCAGGAUAACCACCCGGACUUCCCGAACGACGAGCCGUUUAACGUUGGUCGCGUCACCGGCUCCAACGUGGUGCCAAAUUUUUUUGCGUGGUACCCGGGCGUGCAGCAGAACGCAGACAAACCGCGACCCCAAUGCGUCGACGAAAGCAUGGGCGUCAUCCAGACCUACGUGACGGGCUUCUCCGACCGCACGUAUGAGGGAUUGCUCAGGCAGCAAGAGCAGAACCAGUGCAAGGAGACCGACGUCGAGCAGUGCAGCAAGUGCUUCAGUGAUGAGACGGGAUUUGUCGGACCUGCCGCCGACCAUGUGACCAAGUCACUCGCGGACAUGAUGCGCUACCAGCUAGCGUACACCUUUGGUCUCGAUCCUAUCGACGACGCCGACAAAGUGCCCGAGGCCACUCAAAUCAAGUACCGCAUCUGGUCCAACGACAAUCCCGUCACCCAGACGGAUUCUUGCCACUACUUCAAGUCGGGACACAAGUGGUGGAAGCUCUACGAGGAGGCGCGCUUUUUGGACACGGGCCUACACCUCAUUGGCGAGGCGUUCUCCUUCAACUGGUUCUGGGGCGAGGGCGCGAUGGAGACUGCGGAGUACAUGCUGCAGGAAGUCAUGGGCUUGAAACGACCGUCGUGGCUUUCGCGCGAGGAAUAUUGCUGGGCGAUGCCGUACUGGUCCAUCCCGCGCCGCAACUCGGAAUGA